GAGUUCAAUAUAGGUAAUGUCUGUUUUUCACUGCGUACAGAAUCCCAGGCCUAGUUUGCGAGAAAGCGCAGGCAUGAAGCGCAAACCCACAAACAGCAGGGCUUUGCACCGGCCUACAACUUGAGUGCACGUUUCUUUUCAGAUGUCUUCCGCAUUCUACAGGUUUGCAUCCUUGUGCUCUUGUUUUUGAUGAGGUGAAGCACAAAGAGGAUAAGGAAAGAUUUUGACCUAAAAUAACUUUUUCAAAAUUAAGAUCCAACAUUCAAAAUGAAGACAAUUGUGUGGUUUGGGUUUGUGCUGGGUGCACUCUCUGCUGCAGGUGACGUGAUCCUCACAAAACCAGGGCAGAGUGCCACCUUCAAGUGUGGUGUCCAGACAUACACUCAAAGCCUGGUGUGGAAUCAUGGAAAUGACCGGAUUAUUAGUGUUAGUAGGUCGGGCUUCCCUCGCAAAGGUAAAUUUAAUGAAAGGUCAAAGUUAAAGUCAGAAACCACUCUGGAGAUCUCUGGAGUGAGGGAAGAAGAUGUCGGAAAGUUCAUUUGCACGGCAGAUGGGACAAGUUAUGAACACACACUUCUUGUGGUCUCAGUCUCGGCCAGCCCUUCUAGUGAGCUCCAGCUGGGCAGUGAGGCUACGCUCCAGUGUCAGGUAAAAGGUCUAAACCCCCCGGACUCUCCAGUGCGGUGGGAGAGGCCAGAUGGAAGUCUACACUCAGGGUCACAGACUGUUCAACUCAAAUCUGUAGCCCGCACUGAUGCAGGGAACUGGAAGUGUACGUUCUCCCAUGACGGGGGGAAAUACAAUGAGAGCCUAGAAAUCAAAGUUCAAGAACCUGGUCCUAAAACGGCUGCACCAUCCCCUUCACCAAGCUCAAAGGAUGUCACUCAACCAGGUGUUACUCAACCUCCAUCCACUGAUGCUGGGCUGCUGGGGCUCAAAUGGUGGAUGUGGGUUGCAGUUGGAGUAGGCUGCCUAGUUGUGGUUCUCCUGAUGGUCUUCGUCAUUGUCUUGUGCAAGAGGCUCAAAAGAAAGAAGAGAAAAUUUCUAAAUAAGAAGACUGGCCGACAGCCCAAGACGUACUGCCAAUGUGACCGCCCAGCAGCUGCAGCAAAACCGCAGCAAGGACGCAGGAAAAAGAAGCCAUCAGCCCUCCCUUUGCAACCCGUGCUAAUAGCGUGAGAUGAAAGACUGAUCCAAAAAAGGAAAGAUAGACAGAAAAAAAAGAAGAGAGAGCGAGAGGAAGCGAAAGAGGAACCGAUCAAGAUAAAGAGAGAGCGAUUUAAAGAGAACCCCAGUGUGAAAAUGGUAUCAAUGUAAAUGGGCUUUUGAAUGCUUGAGAUGAAAUGUUCACCAAAUAUAACUAGUGUACUGAAUGCAAAUAGGCUCCUCCACUGCAAGAGAAAACAGCAACAGUCUGUACUUUUUCUGACAUGUAUGCAGCAUAUUAACAUGUUAAGAAUAUCCUUGAAUUCUGCAUUGUCAACUUCUAGUGUGCUUUCCAUCGUAAAGUUCAUCCAGCUGAUUUUGAUGUUUUCUUUCUUGUGUUUCUGUGUAUUUAACAGAUGUCUAUGUAGACGUUGUCUUUAUUUCUGUAGGCUGUAUAUGAAAAGACGAUAGUACUGUAUUGAAUUUUUGUCUUUUUUUUCCAAUAAACUAUAAGGAUACCCAACUGCAAAA
Messenger RNA from Sander lucioperca (pikeperch), 1677 nucleotides. Its product is annotated as T-cell surface glycoprotein CD4-like. Gene Ontology annotation, cellular component: membrane raft; external side of plasma membrane. The transcript has 9 exons. The coding region runs from base 268 to 1179 and encodes 303 amino acids. NCBI's taxonomy places the organism in Eukaryota, Metazoa, Chordata, Actinopteri, Perciformes, Percidae. The record is from RefSeq and is a predicted model, not a curated record. Gene Ontology annotation, biological process: T cell activation; positive regulation of ERK1 and ERK2 cascade; interleukin-15-mediated signaling pathway. Gene Ontology annotation, molecular function: protein tyrosine kinase binding; MHC class II protein binding.